AUGGGAAAGAAAAAAGCCGCAGAUUCGGCACCAGAAAAGCAAAAAGAGGAAAAGCCAAAAGAAGUAAAAACGAAUAAGAAAACAGAUGAGGAAGUUGAAAUCAUUGAAAAAUUCGACUAUUGGGGCUUUUUUGGCUUGAUAAUUUUCAAUAUUGCGCUGUUUUACGGCGUGAUGAGUUGUGCAAAAGAAGGGUUGACAAAAGCAAAGGAUCAAAUGGACGUCCUCGAAGAUCACACCAAUUUCAUCUAUUCUCACUGGAACGCUGAAAAAGCAGCAUUUGCCGAGAAAAUGCUCGAAACAACCACGCUUUGGUCCCAAGAACUAACAGGCAACCUAACCGGGCCAGAAGCACUCGAAAUUCGCGAACAACUAAAAGAAGGGAAAAAAUACGCACUGGAAGCGAAGGAUUUGAUGAUCAGCGCUCUUGACGCGCUGCGAAAUGACAAGCCGAUUUUCAGCUUUGAAACGCAGUACGACGAGGAGGGGAAUUUAAUCAAGCAGCCGGGGAAGUACCAAGUCAUCAAAGAAGACGGAUCUCAAGCGGAAAAUAAUGAUUUGGUUGAUAAGGCGCUGAAGAAAUUGUCAGAAACGAAGUCAAAAUUCAGCAAUCUUCGUCAUCAAAUUCUUGAGCAAGACAAAGCUUUUGCUGCGAUCAAAUACGCCGGUGAAAUGGCCAAUGAUGAGCAGCUCUUCAAAGUUGGAAUGGAGCGAAUUACAAAAGUCGCGGCGCAAGUGAAAAACUUCUGGUUUGAUGGCGCACUCGACUAUCAUAAAGAAGAAAUGCAGCGGGUAAAUGGAACGGCAGAGGAGCUGAAAACCAGGGCCGAAGCAGUUUUCUAUGGACUUCUUCGAGUCGAAAAAGCACAAGCUGGAGAGCCCCUGGACUUUGACUUGAUCAAAGAGCAGCUUGAUGAAAUCGAUGUCUACCUCAAGGAACUCAAGCCAAAAGUGGACGAAGUCGUCGAUCUUGCUGAAAAGGCCGAGCUCAUUUCUUCUGCGCCGCAUACUUACAUGGAACGGGUGAAAAAGUUGAUCGGCCCCCAACAUUUCGCCGAUUUGAGACUCCAGGCGGCGAAGAUCGAGAAAGUGCUGAACUUGAAGGCUAGAAACGAGCUCAAGGAUAUCACAGCGAAAAUCAACGACUACAAGCCCAUCUGCAUGGAUUCCAUGGACGAUAUCGACCUCGAGCAAGUAGAAUCUCUCGAGAAAAACUACAAAGAACUCCAAGAAAAACUGGCUAAAGCUGAUGAAAACUUUCCAAAGUAUAAAGAAUGGUUGGACGAAUACCACAAGGAGACGAGAACUUGGAUCAGAAAAAUGGAGGGGGAAAUUGCGGAUAUGGUUAAGAAGAUCAAGGGACCAGUUGCGAAGUCGUCGCUUAUUAUGAGAAAAGCAAAGACUAUCAAAUCGCUGGAAAACAAGAUGUACGAAGAUCUCGAGGCCGGAAAAGCUCCUGAAGACUGCGAGGAAUGCAAGGGCUUCAACGACAUGCGAUAUCGCGACCAAAUUGCUCUCGUCCGCCGACUGCUGGAAGAAGAAGACAACCGCCUCAAGUCGCUCGUUGAAAUGCAAGACGGCCUGACCGAGGAGGAAAUGGGAGUCGUCAUGGAAGCGGCGGAACCAGAGGUAGAAACCAAGAGCAACUACAAAUGGAAGAGCCACGCGGAGAAGAAAAAAGAAACUGAAGAACUUAAGGCCCAACUGGAUUCGCUCUUUGAUGAAAUUUAA
This is a messenger RNA of Oikopleura dioica, 1728 nucleotides long. The record is from the annotation of a GenBank genome assembly. NCBI's taxonomy places the organism in Eukaryota, Metazoa, Chordata, Appendicularia, Copelata, Oikopleuridae.